This is a messenger RNA of Rosa chinensis, 2756 nucleotides long. RefSeq names its product probable acyl-activating enzyme 16, chloroplastic. Bases 192 to 2360 code for a protein of 722 amino acids. Gene Ontology annotation, molecular function: long-chain fatty acid [acyl-carrier-protein] ligase activity. Gene Ontology annotation, biological process: fatty acid elongation. The transcript is spliced from 18 exons. NCBI's taxonomy places the organism in Eukaryota, Viridiplantae, Streptophyta, Magnoliopsida, Rosales, Rosaceae. Gene Ontology annotation, cellular component: chloroplast. The record is from RefSeq and is a predicted model, not a curated record.
CACAAAUUUCCCUACUCUUAUAAUUUUCCCUUUAAUCUCUCUCACACUCUGACUCAUCAUCUUUGCUUGUCAGAACAACUCUCAUCAUCUUUGCUUGUCAUCUUCUUCUUCUUCAUAUAUGCACAACCUCAGCUCUAUAUUCAAAGCUCUCAUCAAACCCAUUACAGCAGCUGCUUCUUCUCCUUCUUCAAAUGGCCACAGCUUUCUUAACGUCCUCCUUCAUUUUGGGCAGUUCCUCUGAUUCUGGGCACGCCCUUCCAUUCCUCUGUUCUAACAAGAAAUUGAGAAGCAGACACAGAGCACGCUACCGAAACCCAACUGGGUUUCAUGCGUUUUGCCAAUCAAAGACAGAGGAAAAGCAGAUACGGAGGUAUUCACCUUUCCUAGAAGGUGCUUCUGUGGAUGGUACUGCAAGUUUGGUGCCUGAUGAUUGGCAAGCAGUUCCUGAUAUCUGGAGAUCUUCAUCUGAGAAAUAUGGUGAUCUCGUAGCAUUGACAGAUCCAUACCAUGACCCACCUUCUAGUUUAACUUAUAAACAGCUUGAGAAGGAAAUUUUAGAUUUUUCUGAAGGUCUAAGAAUCGUUGGGGUACAGCCUGAAGAAAAAAUUGCACUUUUUGCAGAUAACUCAUGUCGUUGGCUUGUAGCAGAUCAAGGUAUAAUGGCCACCGGAGCAAUCAAUGUGGUAAGAGGUUCAAGGUCAUCAGUCGAAGAGUUACUACAAAUAUAUCACCACUCAGAUAGUGUUGCAAUUGCUGUCGACAGUCCUGAACUGUUCAAUCGGAUUUCAGAAGAAUUCUGUUCCAAGGCUGUCAUGAAAUUUGUUGUUCUUCUUUGGGGGGAGAAAUCUAGCUUGGUCAGUGAUGGGAAGAUUCCCAUUUUCAACUACAAAGAGAUUCUAGAUUUGGGACGAAAGAGUUGUAAGAGUAUGGCCGAUUCUGAUGAUGGACGAAAGUACUCUAUGUAUGAAGCAAUCAACUCAGAUGAUAUUGCUACAGUUGUAUAUACAAGCGGAACAAGUGGUAACCCAAAAGGUGUCAUGCUCACUCAUCGAAAUCUGUUGCAUCAGAUUAAGAACCUCGGGGAUAUUGUACCUGCUGUAGGCGGGGACAAAUUUCUCAGCAUGCUUCCACCUUGGCAUUGCUAUGAACGAGCUUCUGAAUAUUUUGCUUUUACACGUGGAAUUGAACAAUUUUACACAACUGUCAGGAAAUUGAAGGCUGAUUUGCGACAAUAUCAACCAGAUUUUGUUAUUUCCGUUCCUUUAGUGUAUGAGACACUUUACAGUGGGAUUCAUAAACAGAUUUCUUCCAGCUCUACAGUUCUUAAGCUUAUUACACUUGCAUUCAUACGGAUCAGUUUGGCAUACAUGGAGUUUAAGAGGAUCUAUGAGGGAACAUAUUUGACAAGGAAACAGAAGCAAUCUUCACAUCUUGUUUCAAUAGCAGAUUGGUUAUGGGCAAGAGUUGUUGCUGCAGUAUUAUGGCCUUUGCAUGUUAUGGGACAGAAUCUAAUAUAUAGUAAAAUCCAAUCUGUUAUCGGAAUAUCAAAGGCUGGCAUUAGUGGAGGAGGCAAUCUACCUUCACAUGUUGAUAAGUUUUUUGAGGCAAUUGGCAUUAAAUUGCUGAACGGAUAUGGUUUAACAGAGACUUCUCCCGUUGUUGCUGCUCGACACCCAAGCUGUAAUGUUCUUGGUUCAGUUGGGCAUCCGAUUCGACAUACUGAGUUCAAAGUUGUAGAUUCUGAAACUGGUGAAGUUCUCCAACCUGGUUUAAGUGGCAUUGUAAAAGUUAGGGGCCCACAAGUGAUGAAAGGAUACUACAAGAAUCCAGGGGCUACAGAACAAGUAUUAGAUGAGGAUGGUUGGCUAAACACUGGAGAUAUAGGUUGGAUUGCUCCUCAUCAUUCAAUAGGGCGAAGUCGUCGUUGUGGAGGUGUUGUUGUCCUUGAAGGACGUGCAAAGGACACCAUAGUGCUUUCAACAGGAGAAAACGUUGAACCAGUAGAGCUUGAGGAAGCUGCCUCAAGAAGUAGUCUAAUUCAACAAAUUGUUGUCAUUGGCCAGGAUCAACGACGGCUUGGGGCAAUAAUUGUUCCAAACAAAGAAGAGGCUUUACUUGCAGCUAAGAAUUUGUCCCUUGUAGAUAUUGAUGCCUCUGACCUAAGCAAGGAGACAAUGAAAAGCUUGUUGUCUCAAGAUUUACAAAAAUGGACUUCAAGUUGUUCAUUUCAAAUUGGACGGAUCUUAAUUGUAGAUGAACCCUUUACGAUUGAUAAUGGUUUGAUGACUCUGACAAUGAAAAUUCGAAGGGAUAGAGUCGUGGCUCGAUACAAGGAACAGAUAAACAAUCUGUUCAAGUGAAGUUGUAUCUGUUCUUUCAUGAUAUUGUGCCUGGAUCACAUAUUUCUCCACAUUUAUGAAAAUUUUCAUUGCACACUGUGGAGUUUGGGGAAGAGAUGAGAAGUACAACAAUGCCAAGAGGACCUGACGUCAAGAAAUGGCAGACUUAGCUUCAAAUAGUUAGAAACAGGAAUUAUAAGAAAAGAGAACGCACAGAUAACAGUCAUGACACCGGUGAUGACGGUCUCCACUUAAAAGGGACAUGUAAUCGUUGCCUAAUUUGACGGUGUCAGUAGCUGGAUUACAAAAUAAAGAAAAUUGAGAAACAGUGUGCAGUUCCAGUGAUUUUUUUGAAUAGGGAGUUUUAGUGAUUUAUAUAUUGAGUAAAUGUCAAUAAAGUAAACAUUGAUUUUUUUU